AUGUGUGUCGAUUUAGCGAUAAACACCCCCCCCCCCCCCCCCACUAAAAACUUCUUCAUCAAACCCACGAUGAUCGAAAUUCCCUUUGCAACGCCCGCUGACCUCGAAUUGAGCCCACCUGGAAGUCCAGAUGGGUUUAAUGUUAGUGAAUCUUUGGCACCACGACGAGCAAACAGCGCCGCAGUGACCACAGCCAUUUCGUUUGACGGACUCCUGCAGGAACCGUUGAAACUGAAAGAAGAUAUCAAAGACGGAUGCGGUGGUCAGCUAUGGCCUGCAGGGAUGGCCCUGGCUAAAUAUCUUCUCUCGCGCCAUGCCACCGAUCUGUCUGAUAAAUCAAUCGUCGAAUUGGGGGCCGGAGGAGGGCUUGUGGGACUUGCAAUGGCCCGUGGGUGUCAUCUCGAGCAUCCCAUCUACAUCACAGACCAAGAACCCAUGUUCACUUUAAUGAAUGACAACAUCCAACUAAACAACCUCGGCCCAAAUGCGACUGCCGCGAUACUAAACUGGGGAGAACCGAUCCCAAAGCAGAUCCCAUCGAAGCCAGAUGUUAUCAUCGCGGCAGACUGCGUCUAUUUCGAACCGGCCUUCCCACUCUUGAUCGCCACACUCCAAGAUCUGCUGGGUCCAAAUUCAGUCUGCUACUUCUGCUACAAACGUCGCAGACGAGCGGAUCAGCGCUUCAUGAAGUUGGCCAAGAAACUAUUCGAAAUGGAAGAAAUCCGCGAUGAUGCCGACGCCUCCGCGUACAACAGAGAUAACAUCUUCAUGUACACCAUACGCGCAAAAAAGACCAAAAGCGCCAUGUGA
Messenger RNA from Penicillium olsonii, 810 nucleotides. NCBI's taxonomy places the organism in Eukaryota, Fungi, Ascomycota, Eurotiomycetes, Eurotiales, Aspergillaceae. The record is from the annotation of a GenBank genome assembly.